Anopheles cruzii is the source of this 3306-nucleotide messenger RNA. RefSeq lists its product as uncharacterized. The transcript is spliced from 8 exons. Lineage: Eukaryota; Metazoa; Arthropoda; Insecta; Diptera; Culicidae. The record is from RefSeq and is a predicted model, not a curated record. Bases 1 to 3306 code for a protein of 1101 amino acids.
AUGCUGUGCCCCGUGCCCCGGUGGUCCCGGGCCCCGAUCCUGCAGGCACUGCUCCUUCUGGUCGGUCUGCUCGGUGGCGGCCUCCAGACCACCGCAACCAGCUCCCUCCAGGAGGCUCCGACCAGUACGGAAGCAGAGACAGACCCGACGGCGGCCAGUUUGGUGGCCGCGGUGGCCGGUGGACGCAUCGACAGCGGCAAGGGCUGCCAGUUCCCGGGCGCCCCAGCCCACGGCAGCGCCGACGUUACCGACGAGCAGCUGCGCGACGGCACGGUCGCCACGUACUACUGCGAGCGGGGCUUCGAGCUGCUCGGGCCGUCGCGCCGCGUCUGCCACGACGGCCAGUGGAUCCCGGAGGGUAUCCCGUUCUGCGUGCUGAACGUGGCCGCGGGCAAGGCGCCGAUGCAAAUUUCGACCGAAGCGUCCGGCAUCCCGCAGAAAGCGAUCGACGGAUCAACGUCGGCGUUCUUCUCGCCCGACAGCUGCUCGCUGACCAAACCGGAGCGCGUACCGUGGUGGUACGUGAACCUGCUCGAACCGUACAUGGUGCAGCUGGUGCGGCUCGACUUCGGCAAGUCGUGCUGCGGCAACGGCAAGCCGGCGACGAUCGUGGUGCGCGUCGGUAACAACCGGCCGGAUCUGGGCACGAACCCGAUCUGCAACCGAUUCACCGGCACGCUCGAGGAAGGCCAGCCCCUGUUCCUGCCGUGCAACCCACCGAUGCCGGGCGCGUUCGUGUCCGUCCACCUGGAGACGGCCGGCCCGGCCCAGCUGUCAAUCUGCGAGGCGUUCGUCUACACCGACCAGGCCCUUCCGAUCGAGCGGUGCCCCGCGUUCCGGGACCAACCGCCCGGUGCGUCGGCCUCGUACAAUGGCAAGUGCUACAUCUUCUACAACCGCCAACCGGUGGCGCUCCGGGAUGCGCUCGCCUUCUGCCGGGCACGCGGUGGUACGCUGAUCAACGAAAGUAACCCCGCGCUGCAGGGCUUCAUCAGCUGGGAGCUGUGGCGACGGCACCGUAGCGACACCUCGUCCCAGUACUGGAUGGGGGCGGUACGCGACGCACAGGACCGCAACACCUGGAAGUGGAUCGGUGGCGAUGAGGUGUCGGUUUCCUUCUGGAACCUGCCCGGCGGCGACGAGGACUGUGCCCGGUACGAUGGUUCGAAGGGGUGGCUUUGGAGCGACACCAACUGCAACACGCAGCUCAACUUCAUCUGCCAGCACCAGCCAAAGGCAUGCGGGCGGCCGGAGCAGCCACCCAACUCGACGAUGGUGGCACCGAAGGGCUUCGACGUGGGUGCGACGGUCGAGUACAGCUGCGACGAGGGUCACCUGCUGGUGGGGCCCCCGCAGCGGACCUGCCUGGAGACGGGCUUCUACAACGAGUUCCCGCCGGUCUGCAAAUACAUUGAGUGCGGACUGCCGGCUUCGAUCCCGCACGGAUCGUACGACCUGCUAAACGGAACGGUCGGCUACCUCAGCACGGUCCAGUACCGGUGCGGCGAGGGCUACGAGAUGGUGGGCCGGGCGGUGCUGACGUGCGACAUCGACGAGCGCUGGAACGGGCCGCCACCGCGCUGCGAGCUCAUCGAGUGCGAUCCGCUGCCGACGCUGUUCGCGAACGGUGCCAUCGUCGCCCCCAACCAAACGGUGUACGGGGCGAUGGCGGAGGUGCGCUGUGCCCGUGGCUACGUUCCGGAAGGUGGCGCGCCACAGAUCCACUGCACCGCCACCGGCCAGUGGAACGCCUCGCUGCCUAGCUGCGUGCCCCAGCCGGCGGCGCCACCUAGCGAACCCAGCGGUGACGGAACACGGGCGCCGGGACCCGCUCGACGGCCCCUACCACCGGGUGGCCAGCGCCGGCCAGCAGGGCCGCCGACGGCUGGUAGUGGGCUGGUGUUGGGCGCCGGGAAUCGCUACGACUUCCCGCACCACCACCACCAACACGACGAUAUCAACGACGACCCGGACGACGACGCGGACGGGGAUGACGAUGACCGCUCCGACGACGCAGACGACUCCGCAGACGACUCCGCAGACGACCUCCGACACCGACCACCGACCUUUGACGAUGACUUUGACAGCCUCGAGGGCUUCUUCGUCGCCACUAACGAAGACUACUCUCUUCCCCCUCCAGAAGUGCGCCCGGGGUCGGUGCGCGAGGACGCCGGCCACCCGCCACCGCCGCCACCCUACCGGCCGGUCGUGGUCGUGCUACCGAACGGGGGCGGCACCGGCGUCAGCCCGCCCAAGCCGUCCUACUACGAACCGCACCCGGCCGCCGGGCCCGGUACGACCGGGCGGCCAGGGCCCGCGGUCCAGACCCACCGGCCGUCGCUCACACGCCGCCCGUCGGCGACCCCUUCACCGGCGGCACCACCGGCGCUACCGUCGACGACGCCGGCGGCCACCGCGGUGACGACGGCCCGAGGCCGUCAACCGGGACCGAACCAGCACGACAUCCUGGCGCAGCACCCGCAGGACAACGAGAUCGCCGGCAGCGUCAACAUCCGGCAGGAUCAGUCGCCCAAGGUCAACAUACCGUUCGCCGUCGACAACCGGGACAGCAGCGGAGGCGGCACCGCCGCCACCGCCGAUGGCCACGGCAACGGUGGCCUCGUGACGGGCCUAGGAGCAGGCGCGGGCGCUGGCACCGGGGGUGCCGGUGGUGUGCCCGGCGCCGGUGGGCCGUCCGGCGAGCGGAAGGAGUCGAAGAACGCCAAGCUGAACCUUGGCGCCAUCGUGGCGUUGGGGGCGUUCGGCGGGUUUGUCUUUCUGGCCGCCGUCAUCACCACGAUCGUGAUCGUCGUCCGAAGGAACCGGACCACCAACCAGCACUACCGUCACCGGGCAUCGCCCGACUGCAACACCGUGGCGUCGUUCUCCAGCUCCAGCUCGGAGUCGCGGAACGGGCUCAACCGGUACUACCGGCAGGCCUGGGAGAACCUGCACGAGUCGGCCUCGAAGAGCCACCACAGCAGCAGCGGCCACUCGGGGUUAAAGCGCAAGGAGACGAUGGACCCGCCAGUCAAUCGGUCGCGGUCACGCGAGAACCUCGAAGCCAGCCGUACUCGCGACCUCGAAAGGUCGCGGGAAAACCUGUCGGCGCGCAGCCGGGACUACGGGCGCGACAGCAUGGCGCUGCGCGACGGCUCGGAGAUGGUCGUGUCGGAUGUGUGCGUGAAGGGCGAGAAGAAGCGGCACCAUCAUCAUCACCACAAGAGCAACCACCAGCGUGGCGACUUCCGGGAGCCCAACAUCAUGGGCAGUGGCAACGGGCGGCGCGAGCACCGUCACUAUUGA